Molecule: messenger RNA, 1516 nt
Organism: Homalodisca vitripennis (glassy-winged sharpshooter)
Lineage: Eukaryota; Metazoa; Arthropoda; Insecta; Hemiptera; Cicadellidae
Product: UNC93-like protein MFSD11
Exons: 4
Coding region: 1-630 (209 amino acids)
Source: RefSeq, a predicted model, not a curated record
AUGCAUCAGGCUUUUCGGUGUGGUAUCUACAGUUCAAGCGUUGGAUUCACUCUCAAGAUCGGAGACAACUCCAAGCAGUUGGUAGUCCUCUCUGGUGUUUUCAUCGGCACAGGGGAACUGUUAGGAGGCCUUUUCCAGAUCACUCUGAGCGGAUUCACAGAGCGGCGGAAGUACGGGAAGUGUGUGGUGCUAGGCACCGGGCUUGUAUGCCAACUCAUCACCUUUACAAUCAUCUGCCUCAACAUCCCUGCCACUGCUGUCUUCGGCAACACACUUGAUGAGUCCUUCAUACACCCCAGAGCCUCCCUAGCCAUGUUGUGUAGCAUCCUCAUCGGCUUCUCUGACUGCUGUUGCCACACCCAGAUGUAUUCCAUCAUGGCUGUCAUGUUCCCGGAGAACAGCUCUCAAACUUGUGCAAUAUACAAGUUUACCAAGGGAAUAAUGGUGGCGGUUACGUUUUACUGCUCGAGCUACCUGAACCUCCAUCAGCAGCUCGCAGUAUUGGCUCCAAUGGCUCUCAUCGCAAAUUUAACAUUUUUCAAAGUCAACAAGACUGUCAUGGAAGCUGCAGAACAAGCUAAAAACGAUUAUAAUUUAGAAAAAAUUAAAUAUGAUCUUUCUAAUUCAUGACAGUCAUCAUUGUAAAUCAUAGACUAAGUGUAAAUAUGUUGUUUUAUUUUCCAUUCUUAUUUCUAAGAUUAAUAUCUGUGCGUUUUUAUAACGGUUUUGUAUUUUUUAUCGAUAUAUAAGUAAUGUUAUAUCAGUGUUUAGUUGUUACUUUUCCUUCAUAAAUUGUAAUGAUUAACCUGAAAGCCCCAAGUAACAAUCUAGAAGAUGUAAAGCAUACAAUGUACUGUAUAUCAAAUCAUUGACUGGAGCUCAGAUUUGUAGAAUUUAAGACAUAUAGUUAGCAUUUGUAUCAAUUUUGUUAUGGUCAAUAAUUCGUAUGGCAGUGUUAGGAAAACUGUGAAAAUACAGUACCAAAAUACCUCAAAAUAAGAAUAUUUAUGUAAAAGGCAUAUCAAUAGUCCUGAUUUAAGUAUUAGCAUGUUGUAGAACAAAUUCUACUCUUGAAUUAAAUAUCAUAUUCUGUAACGCUUAGGUUGUUGUUAUCGUCCCCUUUGAAGAAUAUUAGAUACAUCAAGAUAUAUCACAUUUGUCUACAUUAUAUAGAUUCAGGACGAUGUAGGACACUUCUAUUCACUUUACACAUGUUACUCAAUCCAAGCAUUUCAACAGUUCCAUUUUAAACAGUCAAUGGAUAAAAAAUAAAACCUAUUCAUGUAUGUACUUUUUAUAAUUGUGUUAAACACUUUUGGAGGCUAUAUUACUAAUAUACCCUGUUAUAGUGCAAGACUUCAGUUUGUGAAAAUUUAACUUCAAAGUAUAUUCAAGUUUGUGGCUAAAUUUUCUGUAAACUUUUUAAGUACAUACAAUAAAAAAGUCAAUACGAUUAAGUUUUGUGUAGAGGUAAUCAUCUUAGUUUUUCUAUAACCACUUCUGUCUUGUUUGGAUU